CCUAAGGAAUAUACCAUGGGUGUCUGCUUCUCCCUCGCCCAUGACUACGGUUUCAUGCGGCUCAUGAGUAGCUACUACUUCGACAACAGCGAUCAGGGUCCGCCAGGCAGCGGCUACGGAGGCACGGAUGACGUCCCCAUCAACGGCGACGGAACCUGCGGCGGCGGAUGGGUCUGCGAGCACCGCUGGAACGCCAUUGCGCAGAUGGUCAAGUUCAGGAACGCUGUGGCAGGCACGCAGAUCGCCAACUGGUUCCAGGAGGGCGACAACGUGGCCUUCUCCCGAGGCGAUAAGGGCUUCUUCGCCAUGUCCAAGUACGGCUCCUUCGACCGUACGCUCCAGACGGGCAUGCCCGCCGGUACCUACUGUGAGCUGAUCAGCGGCUGUGCCAAUCAGGUCACGGUGAACGGCGACGGAACAGCACAGAUCUCCAUCAAUAAUUCUGAUGAACCGAUCUUCGCCAUCUGUGUCGGAUGCGACGGAACUGGCCCCACCGUCGACCCCAAUCAGCCCACGACGACCCCGGGUCCCACCCAGCCGCCCAUCACUUCGGGCACAGCCAGGACCGUCGUCUUCAUCCACAAGCAGACCAGCCCCGGCCAGGACCUCUUCAUAAGGGGCGGCAUCGACUCUGCCCAUCGCCCAGGCUGCUCCGAUACCGCGGACACCGACGCAUGCGCCAUCGACAUCACCGUCAGCAGCCUCGGUGCGGGCGACCACUACGCCAAGUACGACGCGUGGCGCCAGGGCGACACCAAGCUGGACUGGUUCGGCGCCCAGGCGGGGCAGGGCAGCUACAUGGGCGGGGCGGCCUCGGGCUCACCGCUCGCGUGGACCACCAACCAGGCCGGGAGCGCCGGCUACCAGGACCUCAACACCUUUGGCGAACACUACUGGAUGAUCGACAUGGAGAUGGAUUGCGGCCAGGCUGAAGACGGCUGGUUCGAGUUGAAAGGCUUCCUGACCAACGCCGGUUCGGGCUGGGAAUCAGACAUCAACCAGGUGAGCUCUUGCACGGGAAGCGCGGGAGGCUCCAGGCCCUACGCGUCCAACAACCACAUGGGCAAGUGCGGCUUCCUCAACGUCUUCGAGUUCUCGGGCUCCUCCUGCCAGAUCGACGUUCUGCCAUGAGUCCACGGCGAGGUUUUGGGACGGUGGCGAUGAUGACGACGAUGACGAUGAGGAAGAAAACGAUGACGAUGAUGAAGAAAACGAUGAUGACGACGAUGACGACGAUGAUGAAGAAAACGAUGAUGACGACGAUGACGAUGAUGAAGAAAACGAUGAUGACGACGAUGAUUCCCACCACAAAGACGAUGAAGACGACGCUCAUAACGAUGAUGACGACGACUAUACGAUGAUGACGAUGCAAUGUCCGUCGCUGCAUGUGGUGUUGCUAAAGGGAUACCCUUUAGACGUUCCUUUGAAUAAAAAUGUGUGGGAAUA
Messenger RNA from Penaeus chinensis, 1446 nucleotides. RefSeq names its product alpha-amylase-like. Gene Ontology annotation, biological process: carbohydrate metabolic process. The record is from RefSeq and is a predicted model, not a curated record. Gene Ontology annotation, molecular function: alpha-amylase activity; cation binding. Lineage: Eukaryota; Metazoa; Arthropoda; Malacostraca; Decapoda; Penaeidae.